This is a messenger RNA of Lottia gigantea (owl limpet), 852 nucleotides long. RefSeq lists its product as hypothetical. Gene Ontology annotation, biological process: regulation of transcription by RNA polymerase II. Bases 70 to 792 code for a protein of 240 amino acids. The transcript is spliced from 9 exons. Lineage: Eukaryota; Metazoa; Mollusca; Gastropoda; Lottiidae. The record is from RefSeq and is a predicted model, not a curated record. Gene Ontology annotation, molecular function: protein dimerization activity; RNA polymerase II cis-regulatory region sequence-specific DNA binding; DNA-binding transcription factor activity, RNA polymerase II-specific. Gene Ontology annotation, cellular component: nucleus.
AACAUUUAAUGGCUGCCUUUUACUAUCACAACAAUGAGUUUUGAUUACGUUUGACAUAAAACAAAAACAAUGGCUGAAGGAUAUACAGAUGCUUUUGAAGCACUAGAGGGGUCUGAUUUAAAGUUAGAAACCAGUCCAAGUGCUUCAAAUUCUGGACGAUUUUCAUUCUCUCGUACCAAUAGUACUGGUUCAAAUCCUGCUGGUUGUGCUUCCUCAGCUUCUUCAGCUCAUAAUACAGAUGAUGAAGACAGUGAUAAACCUGCCAUGUCCUAUAAAGACAAAAGACGUGAAGCUCAUACAGUAGCGGAACAAAAACGUCGAGAUAACAUUAAGAAAGGUUAUGAUGAACUACAAAACAUUGUGCCUACGUGUCAUCAGUCAGAUGGACUGGGAUCACAGAAGAUGAGUAAAGCUAAUGUUUUACAAAGAUCUAUUGAGUACAUGCAAUAUUUAGUUAAACAGAAAACUAAACAAGAAGAACAGUUAGAUUCUUUAAGAAAGGAAGUUCUAGCAUUAAAAACUAUGAAAAAGACAUAUGAAGAAAUUGUAAAAACUCAUCAGAAUACGCCAGAGUUAGGACAGAAUCAAGUUUCUGAUGAAGUCAAAUUCCAAGUUUUCCGUCAAGUUAUGGAUGCGUUAUUUAUGUCAUUUGAUGCCAAUAUUUCUGUUUCUAAUUUUGAAGAGUUAACUGUGUCUGUGGUGUCAUGGGUGGAGCGAUUCUGCAAACCCAAGAACAUACAAGAUUUGGUGCUUGGUAUAUUAAGACAGCUCAACUCUACUUUAAAUCAAUGAUGUUGUGAAGCAUUACAGUGGCACUGGAGGCUUGUUAUAUUUUGAAUUGUUUAAAUUGCU